Molecule: messenger RNA, 1410 nt
Organism: Penicillium brevicompactum
Lineage: Eukaryota; Fungi; Ascomycota; Eurotiomycetes; Eurotiales; Aspergillaceae
Exons: 3
Coding region: 1-1410 (469 amino acids)
Source: RefSeq, a predicted model, not a curated record
AUGGGAAUCUACCGUCGUUGCGGCCCAGUGUCCAAGUACUAUAACCAACAGACCUCCGACUGGGACAACAAUCAAGUUGGUGACUGGAUCAACAACUGGUGGAAUGGCCACAGUGACCUCAUAUCCAACAACUCGGCUGGAUUUGCUGGUGCUUUUGGGCAAUGGGCUAUGGGAAAUCCAGACUGGAGCUGUCGGGAUGAUGGCUCAGACUCAGACUGUGAUCUUCAGCUGUGUGACAACCGCGUGCUCAACGAUCGUGGAAACGAUAUCCGUCCCACCUACUAUGUUCUCGAGUCAGUGAAUCGUCUUCAUACUUACUUUACUGGUAUUGGUGAGGCCUUCGUUACUACCGCUUUGGGGGCGGCUUUGUCGAAGGAUUCAUGGGCAACAACUUUCUACAAGGACAAAGAUGAUAAGAGCGUUACUGCUCUUAAGGAAGUGCUGACGCUUGUGACUACGAUUGUCGGGGUUGGUGCAUCGUUCGCUGGCUUGGGUCCUGCGGUGGCUGGUGCCGUUGCUGGUGCUGGUAGUGCGCUUACGAGUGGCGGUAUCGCAGCGGCUGUCAACACUCUUCCUAGCCAUCAGGAUGAUACUUUUGAGAAGUCCGCCGAUCUGGGCGGGAUCCUGGGCAGCAUUGUAGUGGACUCGCUCAAGUCCUUCACGACAGCCAACAACCAGCUCAUGGGCGGCCAGUCUUACGGCGAUGCCGACAUCCGCAGUUAUCUCUCCGGCGGCGCCUUCCUUGCCUAUCCCGGUGUCGACAAGAACUCCGUCACCGACGCCAUGACCAACAUGUUGGUUGGUGUUUCCAUCAACCAGCUGUAUCGCACGCAGAAGAUCUUCAUCAUGGGUGGUGGUGCCUGCGACGAUAACCAAGGCAUUGGAUCCGGUCCUCAAGAAGCGACAGUCUGCCGCGACGGUCAGGCCUGGUACCUCUACUACUGGCAAGAGAACGACGUGAUUUCCACAACCUCCCACCAGUGGGGAUGGGUUGCAUCACCUCCAGGAGCCGACCAGCUCGGACAAGGCGCCUACAGUGGUGUCAGCGUCCAGGACAUCAUCAACUCCUCUCUCGACGCAUACAACGUCGCCGGCUAUAACUAUGAUGCCGACACAGCGGCCAGUCGUGCCUCGGAUGCCAUUUCCAAUUCCUGGGCAAGCCCUGGGUCGCACGGUGCGUCUUGGGAAGGUAUCUUCACUAUCCCGGUUUGUGAUGUUGGCGGUGCGGUCAACUCCGAUUACCAGGAUAAGGAGUACAUUCUGCAGCCCUAUGGACAUGAUAGCCGGCCGGUUUGGUGUGGUGCUAUUUGCAGUGGUGAUUCUCAGAAGACGAGUGACUUUAUCAAUGCUGCUAAUAUGGGUGGAUUCCAAAGCCCUAAGCAUCUUUGUAACUCGGACCCUGGAUACUAG